Messenger RNA from Zootermopsis nevadensis, 1074 nucleotides. Lineage: Eukaryota; Metazoa; Arthropoda; Insecta; Blattodea; Termopsidae. The record is from RefSeq and is a predicted model, not a curated record.
UGUCGACGUCUAAUCUAAUGAUUAAAAUUGGUAACAGAUACGUCGAAGUCGACAAACUUCCAACUUCGGCCGCUAUGUGACGCGUGAAGUGUAGUGAGAUCAGCUGUUUAUCUCUUGACUGAUAAGUGCAAGCGAAAAUUGAAUGAUUAAUCGCGUACAAAGAUGCUUCAGUUAUCAAAUUACUGUUUGUAAUGUGUAGGAGUUGCGAUUUUGAAGAAUGAAGUCUGAGAAUGUGGUUCAAAUAAGGUAUUGCUGCAUUUCUUAUAGGGAUGUAAUUUUGGUUUCUCAUCAGACAGAAGCUGAAAAUUAUACCCCAAUGGUCCAUUCAAUAUUGCGGACCUUAGAUAUCAGAGAAGACAGAAAGUUAGCAAGCCCAGUUGACAGAUUUCAGGUUCAUGUUUUAAUUGAAAGUGGCAUAGCAUACACGUGCGUGACUCAUUUAACCAACAAACAUUAUCUUCAAUUCUCAUUCCUGGAAACAAUGAAGGAGAAGUUUCUUGAGGUUCCUAGUUUACAUAUCAGGGCAGUUACUGCAAGUGAAAAUGAAUUUGAGAGAGACUUUUGCCCUGUCAUUGCUUCAGUAGUGGGUAGUAUUUUUCGUCAAGGAGCCCAUGAUGUUAGAGUAAAAAUGAGGUGCAAGAACCUUAAGAUGUGGUUUGUGAUUGGUGGAUUGCUGACAGUGGUGCUUACCUUUGCUAUUUUACUGGCUUGUGGUGUGAUACACUUAUGAGUUUUCAGUAUCUGCCGUGUGUAAGUAAUGUUUGAGUCAUAAUUCUUGCUGAAUUAAUCUUGGUGUGCAUUUUCCAUUUAGGAGUGAAGUGAAAAGGGAUAUGAUCUUCUCCAUGCAAAUAAUGGAGGCUAGAGGGCUGAGGACUUCAUAACUAUUAUUGUUGAAAAAUGUUUUACAGUUUUAUUCAUUUAAUUAAUGUAGCCAGAUUUUUAAAAUAAGAGUACAGGCAACUCUUGGUUUACAAACGAGUUCCAUUCCAAGACGUUGUUUGUUAUACGUUUUUGUUCGUUAUGUGUAUCUUGCAAUCCUGAGAUUUUAUGAUACGUAUCGUAUACGGUAGCAGC